Molecule: messenger RNA, 270 nt
Organism: Yarrowia lipolytica CLIB122
Lineage: Eukaryota; Fungi; Ascomycota; Dipodascomycetes; Dipodascales
Source: RefSeq, a predicted model, not a curated record
AUGCGCGGAGAAACCGGACUCGGUGAAUCUAAUGAGGCGAUUGUGUUCGUUCGUGUGUAUCCGGAGAUGUUCAUUAGAGCACACAGUACACCAGACGGACAAGUGGUAGUCAAGCACAAGAACAGGUACUCGAACGGUACUCGUACCAUACCAUGCGACUUGACGAACUAUGGCAAGUUGGUUGAUCCCCUGUUGGCCUCAAAGGUGAUCUACACUUGCACCUUGUGUACACUUUUUGCUUCUUACUAUGUGGUAGCUACAGUAUGUUGA